Molecule: messenger RNA, 1315 nt
Organism: Penaeus vannamei (Pacific white shrimp)
Lineage: Eukaryota; Metazoa; Arthropoda; Malacostraca; Decapoda; Penaeidae
Source: RefSeq, a predicted model, not a curated record
AUGUGGCUCGACUACAGCCUGCAGUGGAAUGCCUCUGACUUCGGGAACAUCCGCGUCAUCCGCCUGCCUGCCGAGAAGCUGUGGAAACCGGACAUCAUCCUUUAUAACAACGCUGACAGCCAGUACAACACCGCCAUCCUCAGCACCAACAUCAUCGUGACCUCGGACGGGAACGUGACCUGGCUCUCGUCGGCGAUCUUCAAGUCGUCCUGCUCGAUCAACGUCGAAUUCUUCCCGUUCGACGAGCAGAAGUGCGUCAUGAAGUUCGCCUCGUGGACGUACGACGGAUUCCAGGUGAACUUGGUGAUCCAGACGGAGGAGGGCGACCUGAGCAACUACGUGACCAACGGCGAGUGGGACUUGAUAGACAUGAUCGUGGAGCGGAAUGUGGUCUACUACUCCUGCUGCGAGGAGCCCUACCCGGACAUCACGUACCAUAUCAUCCUGAGACGCCGCCCGCUAUUCUACGUGUUCAACCUGAUCCUGCCAUGCGUGCUCAUCACCGGCAUCGCCCUCAUGAGCUUCUACAUGCCAAGCGACUCCGGCGAGAAGGUCACGCUGGGCAUCACGACGCUGCUGUCCAUGACUGUGUUCCUCAUGGUGAUUGGCGAAUCCAUGCCACCCACGUCGGAGAAGCUGCCGCUGAUUGGUCUGUACUACGGGGUCACCAUCUCCCUGGUCAGCUUCGCCACGGGGCUCUCGGUCGUCACGCUCAACAUCCACCACCGGGGAAUGCGGGGGCGGGAGGUGCCGGCGUUCGUCAAGAAGGUCGUGUUCAGCUACAUGGCCAAGAUGAUGUGCAUCCGCCUGGACAUCCCCGACCCCAUGGGAGGCCAGGGGCACAAGUUCGCCUCCAACCUCAAUCAUCAUAGCGAGGGCGUGUUCCGCGAGGGCGCCGGCCAGCUGGAGAUGAGCGAGAGGCUGCUCGACCCCGAAGUCAAGUGCGAGAACGGCGGCAUCCCCCCCACCAGAGUGACCGGCGGUCUGCACGGCCAGCACGCCUGCCCCUCGACCCACCCCUGCCUGGACACUUUCGAGCGGCACUUCCUCCGCGUGCUGAACAAAGUGUACCAGACCAUCGAGAAGAACGAAAUACGACUGGCCGAGCAGGACCGGCGAGACACCAUCAAGCUCGAGUGGCAACAGGUGGCGCUCGUCGUGGACAGGUUUCUCCUCUGGAUUUUCAUUAUAGCUACCAUAAGCACCACUUUCGGAAUCAUGUACAUGUCCCCUCACACCAAGCUCUUUACCAUGUGAGGAGACGGCAAGCGGCUGCCUCUCGGAGGGAAAAGAAAGAGGGAAGGAAGAGGAACAG